Messenger RNA from Pelobates fuscus (common spadefoot toad), 1668 nucleotides. It is a transcript of the gene DDX47, whose product is annotated as DEAD-box helicase 47. Lineage: Eukaryota; Metazoa; Chordata; Amphibia; Anura; Pelobatidae. Bases 32 to 1372 code for a protein of 446 amino acids. The record is from RefSeq and is a predicted model, not a curated record. The transcript is spliced from 12 exons. Gene Ontology annotation, molecular function: nucleic acid binding; RNA helicase activity; ATP binding.
CAAGGCUUGAGGACACAUUCUCCCAUCUAACAUGGCAUCACACGUGGGGCAGGAGGAUGCAGCCGAUCAAGUAGAAGAUAAAUCAACUUUUAAAGACCUGGGGGUAGUCGAUGUCUUGUGUGAAGCCUGUGAACAGCUGGGAUGGAAACAGCCAACCAAGAUCCAGAUUGAAACUAUUCCUGUUGCCCUGCAAGGAAAAGACAUAAUUGGUCUCGCUGAAACUGGCUCUGGAAAGACUGGUGCCUUUGCUAUUCCAAUUCUUCAGUCUUUGCUUGAAAGUCCCCAACGGCUUUAUGCUUUGGUUCUCACCCCCACCAGAGAAUUGGCUUUUCAGAUUUCAGAACAGUUUGAAGCUCUUGGCUCUUCAAUUGGUGUCAAAAGUGCUGUGAUUGUAGGGGGCAUUGAUAUGAUGUCACAGGCAUUAACACUGGCAAAAAAGCCACAUGUUAUAAUUGCCACACCUGGGCGCCUUAUUGAUCACCUGGAGAAUACAAAGGGCUUUAAUCUGAAAGCACUGAAGUAUCUGGUGAUGGAUGAAGCUGACCGCAUUCUCAAUAUGGAUUUUGAAACCGAGAUGGACAAAAUUUUAAAAGUUAUUUCCCGAGAUCGGAAAACAUUCCUGUUCUCUGCUACUAUGACAAAAAAGGUACAAAAGCUGGAACGAGCUGCUCUUAAAGACCCAGUAAAAUGUGCUGUUUCUUCCAAAUAUCAAACCGUGGAAAAGCUCCAGCAGUACUAUAUAUUUAUUCCUUCUAAAUUUAAGGACAGUUAUCUUGUGUAUGUUCUAAAUGAACUAGCUGGAAAUUCUUUCAUGAUCUUCUGCAGCACCUGUAACAACACACAGCGAGUGGCUCUACUGCUGCGCAACUUGGGCUUUACAGCUAUUUCUCUACAUGGGCAAAUGAGUCAGAACAAGCGACUUGGCGCUUUGAAUAAGUUCAAGGCAAAAUCUCGGUCCAUCCUCUUGGCAACAGAUGUUGCGAGCCGUGGUCUUGACAUUCCACAUGUAGACGUUGUAAUGAACUUUGAUAUUCCUACCCAUUCAAAGGAUUAUAUACACAGAGUAGGGCGUACAGCUCGAGCUGGAAGAUCUGGUAAAGCAAUAACAUUUGUGACUCAAUAUGAUGUAGAAUUGUUUCAAAGAAUCGAACACCUGAUUGGUAAAAAGCUCCCAGCCUUUCCAACACAAGAGGAGGAAGUGAUGGUUCUAAACGAAAGAGUGUCAGAAGCCCAGAGAUUUGCUCGUAUUGAGCUAAGAGAACAUGGAGAAAGAAAAAAGCGUCCACGGGAAGAGAUGGCAAAAGACACAGAUGGCUAUUUAGGAAAGAGUGAAAAAGUGACUGGAGGAAAAUUUAAGCGGAAAGUCCACUGAUUAUUGCUGAUUAAUUCAUCAUUAUUGAUAAGUGACUGCUAGGACAGCAAUGAUUUUUUUCAUGUUAUUGGAAGACUUUUGUAUACUGUACAGUUGUCCUUUAGGAUUCCAGUGGAAGAGAUCCACUGCUUAUUUCUUCUUGGUAAAACUUAAAGCAGGUUUAACAUUUUUAAACUACCGGUAUAUUCCUACGUAUCAAUAUUUUGUAUGCAGAAUGUAAAAGAUGGAAAAACAAUGCUUCAAUUGAAGCUUUGCUACCCAAUACGUUGUAAAUAUGAAUAACAUUUGUUACCACU